GACCGAACCACAUCCCGAUGCCGCCCAAAUCCAAGGCGGCGGCGGCGGCCGCGGCGGAGCCAGCCGCCGUGGAGGACCUCUUCUCGGCGCUCCACCGCCACAUCGAGGCCGGCGAGUUCCCCCAGGCCGUCAAGGUCGCGGACCAACUUCUCGCGGCGGCGCCGGGCGACGAGGACGCGGUGCGGUGCAAGGUGGUGGCGCACAUCAAGUCCGACGCCACGGACAAGGCUCUCGCGGCCAUCCGCGCCGCCGAGCGCCUCCCCAUCGACCUCAGCUUCUAUAAGGCUGCGGUUUUGGGAUCUGGGAGCGAUCGAGACCUGCUUGGUGAUGACCAAGCGGAAAGUCUCUGA
Lolium perenne is the source of this 350-nucleotide messenger RNA. Lineage: Eukaryota; Viridiplantae; Streptophyta; Magnoliopsida; Poales; Poaceae. The record is from RefSeq and is a predicted model, not a curated record.